This is a messenger RNA of Acanthochromis polyacanthus (spiny chromis), 1212 nucleotides long. RefSeq names its product mediator complex subunit 8 (gene med8). The transcript is spliced from 7 exons. Gene Ontology annotation, molecular function: transcription coregulator activity; RNA polymerase II cis-regulatory region sequence-specific DNA binding. Gene Ontology annotation, biological process: regulation of transcription by RNA polymerase II. The record is from RefSeq and is a predicted model, not a curated record. Bases 95 to 928 code for a protein of 277 amino acids. NCBI's taxonomy places the organism in Eukaryota, Metazoa, Chordata, Actinopteri, Pomacentridae. Gene Ontology annotation, cellular component: core mediator complex; mediator complex.
CCUGUGUCAAACCACAUGCUUUUAUUCUGAAAAGGGUGAACCAGAAGUAGUUCUGCAUUGUUUAGGUUUCAUCCAGCUUGCCUGUAGCUGAACAAUGCAGCAGCGAGAAGAGAAGCAGUUGGAGGCGUCGGUGGAAUCGCUGAUAUCUCGGGUGGCUCAUGUUAAAAACGCUCUGCACAGUUUCAUUUAUAAGUUGGAAAAUGAAUACGAGCGUUUAACAUGGCCCUCUGUUUUGGACAACUUUGCGCUUCUGUCUGGCCAGCUGAAUACAAUCAAUAAGCUGCUCAGGAACGAGAAGACACCAUCUUUUCGAAACCAGGUUAUAAUACCACUGCUUCUUUCACCGGACCGAGAUGAGGACUUAGCAAAACUCACAGAGCAGCGUGUUCCAGUGUUCAGCCAUGAGAUCGUACCAGAUUACUUGCGAACUAAACCUGAUCCAGAGGUGGAGGAGCAGGAGAAACAGCUGAGUACGGAGGCAGCACGUAUUGGCCCUGAGGUGGCACAGAAGCAGAUUCAGACAUUGAACAAACUGUGCUCUAAUGUGCUGGAGAAGUUGAGCAACCCUCGUGAAGACAGAGAGGCAGAAAAUGCAGCUCAGCGACAGAACAAACCAUUUUUUAACCCUACCGACACCAAUGCAUUAGUCGCAGCUGUUGCAUUUGGAAAGGGGCUGUCUAAAUGUAGACCCCCAGGCCCCGUGGCCCAGGGACACCAAGGACAGGGGCAAAUGAUGAGUGGAGGUCCAACCUUACAGCAGGUCACCAUUGGUGGUGGUUCAGGCCAGCAGGCAGGUAUGGGAGGACCUGUAGCACCACAGCAGCAAGGACAGCCAGGUAGGAGACCUGGAGACAUGGGAAAAAUGCCCAGCAGCAUCAAAACAAACAUCAAGUCUGCAUCUGGUUCAAUGCAUCCUUACAACAGAUGAGCUCGUUCCUUCUCAUCUGGUCAACUUAUAUGUGUUUUAUUUCAGAGACUCUCCCAACAGUGGUAACAUUAACAGUACAGACACAUCACCUUUUCAUGGUUCGUUAGGUUCGUGGAAUGGACUAACUUAUAAGAAGCUGUCUCUGUGAGCUCUGAAAACAUCUUCACAUCUUUGGUUUUUAAUACCAUGUCUGAUGGAGCCACUAGAUGGCAGUAUGCUGUCAUUAAUGGGAUUCAAGGCGCUUCGUAUGUUUGACUCUUUUUCAAUAAAAUGUGUUCAAAGGA